AUUGCUCCAUCUCAACCGCUCAAUCAACUACCUAAAUAAUUAAUUCAUUUCUAAUUCCAGCCAAUUCCCUCUUCAUAGUACAUUCCCAUUUCCUACACCCAUCUAUAUAUACACAUGUCUCUCUUUAUUUCUCUUCCUCCCCACAAAUGGUCAACACGGUGGUCGUCACCCAAACCAUCCUCCGAUGGCUCCUCCGCCUAACCACGGGGAUCCGGCCCAAACAAGUCGAGCUCGAGCCCGGCACGGUCAUCAACAUCUGGGCCCCAUCAAGCCCACCAACCACCCUCAAACCGGCCCUGGUCCUCAUCCACGGCUUCGGCUUCAACGGCAUCCUGACGUGGCCUCUCCAAAUCCCGUCCUUCGCCAGCCGCUACUCCGUCUACGUCCCCGACCUCCUCUUCUUCGGCGGCUCGUCCACCGACCGGCCGGACCGGACGCCGGCUUUCCAGGCCGAGUGCGUCGGCAGGGCCCUCCGGCGGCUCGGGGUGGAGCGGUGCACGGUGGUCGGGUUCAGCUACGGCGGGGCGGUCGGGUUCAAGAUGGGCGAGUUGUUCCCCGGGUUGGUCGAGUCGCUGGUCCUGACCGGGUCGGUCAUGGAGUUCACGGAGUCGGUUAGCAGGAAUGGGUUGGGCCGGAUUGGGUAUGACACGUGGGAGGAGUACAUGAUGCCGGAUUCUGUGGAGGGGUUUAGGAGGUUGCUGGAGCAUGCUUGCUAUAAGCCGCCGUGGUUGCCUGAUCGGCUCGUUAAAGACGCUUUGAAGCAGGUUCUGUUCGAGCACAGGAAGGAGAGGGCUCAACUUCUCGAUGCAAUGUUCAUCCCUGACGACGACGUCGCUAAACUGGGCAGCUACUGCGCUCAGGAGAUUAACUUUUUAUGGGGAGAAGAAGACAAACUCGUAGACAUUCAAGAGGGAUAUGACCGAAUUAAUAGGCUACUGAAUGGGAAAGCAACCUUGAAGCCGAUAAAGAAAGCAGGGCAUCUGGUUCAGAUCGAGAGGCCAUGUGUUUACAAUCGGAUCCUUAAAGACUUGCUCCUUUCUUUGCAUCGAGGAGGAUGAAAGUUUGACAUUUGGAGGUUGACUGGAAAUUUUGUGUUCAUUGGUUCUAAUAUUGGUAUUGUUAUCGACGAGAAAAUAACAAGCUAAAAACUCAUUUUGUUAUGUGUGUUGGAAGUGAAAUAUGAUUGUAUUAUUUUCUAGAAAAGUAGGUUAUGCGCUUGAUCAAUUUGAGCUCCUCAUAAGCUCGGACCGCGAAUUCAUAUUGUCUUCGUGGUUGAACCAUGUCAUUCUAUUAUCUCUUACGACACUAUUUCAAAUAGUAUAAUGCAAAGUUUAUGAGCCACCUUGUUAAUUUUGUCGGAGUUUUGCUUGUUUCGGCGAGAAAUGAAUGGGUACUUCUGCAC
This is a messenger RNA of Linum tenue, 1402 nucleotides long. The record is from the annotation of a GenBank genome assembly. Lineage: Eukaryota; Viridiplantae; Streptophyta; Magnoliopsida; Malpighiales; Linaceae.